AUGAUUUCGACAGCCUCUUCGUUUCUGCCUUCCCGCUUUCGCGGGGAGCAGCCGUCAGAGAAGGCGGCUGCUCCGAACUGGAUCAGCAAAAAGCUCACGCCGGUGCUGCAGCUCCUGUCGAGCCUCACAUCGUCUCACCCAAUUCACACAAUCGUCAUUGUCGCAGUGCUUGCAAGCUCGACGUAUAUGGGACUGCUAGAAGAAAGCCUGUUUGAUGCCGGCCGCUCUGCCAGCCGGGCUGACUGGUCGUCCCUCGUCGAGGGCAGCCGCAGCCUGCGAGCCGGCCCCGACACUACGUGGAAGUGGCAGCCUUGGGAUGCUGAGGCGUCCAAGGAUCCCAUCGGCUCCGAUCACCUGGCCCUGCUCACCUUCAUCUUCCCCGGCUCGCUCUCCGCCAGCGCCCCGAAGACGGCCCCGCUGCUCAAUACUGUUCCCAUGCCCGAGAACAUGACGACUCUUGCGCUUCCCUCGACGCCCAACCCACUGGCAGCCUACUCUCAGGACAGCUCACUGGCGUUUGCCGUGCCGUACGCCGAUGCCGCUCUGUUCACUGCUGCGGCGCGCGAGAUCCCCAACGCCGGAAAGGACACGACGCAGAUCACCGAGGAACACGGCCGCGAGGACAAGCUGUGGAUCAUGAAGGCGGCCGGUGCGCAGACACGUUCUAGCGUCGUGCGCUGGCUGCAGAACGGCUGGGUCGAGUUUCUUGACCUGCUGAAGAAUGCCGAGACGCUUGAUAUCAUCAUUAUGGUUCUUGGCUACAUGUCCAUGCAUCUGACGUUUGUCUCUCUCUUUGUGUCGAUGCGGCGUAUGGGCUCCAACUUCUGGCUCGCUGCCAGCGUUUUGUUCUCGUCCAUCUUUGCCUUCCUUUUCGGCCUCAUCGCCACGACCAAGCUUGGCGUCCGCGUGAACAUGGUUCUGCUUUCCGAGGGCCUGCCCUUCCUCGUUGUCACGAUCGGCUUUGAGAAGAACAUUGCUCUCACAAAAGCGGUCUUGUCCCACGCGCUGGAGCAUCGCCGGAAUCAGGAGAAGGGCCUUGCCGGCGACAGCACCGCCCGCCGGGGUCUGUCUUCGGGCAAGAAGAUCAUCACUGCCAGGUCCCCCAGCGUGAUCCAGUACGCCAUUCAGAUGGCCAUCAAGGAGAAGGGGUACGACAUUGUUCGGGACUACGCCAUCGAGAUUCUCAUUCUCAUCAUCGGCGCUGCUUCCGGCGUCCAGGGAGGGCUGCAGCAGUUCUGCUUCUUCGCCGCCUGGAUCCUCUUCUUUGACGGCAUCCUGCUCUUCUCGUUCUACACAGCCAUUCUCUGCAUCAAGCUGGAGAUCAACCGGAUUAAGCGUCACGUGGAAAUGCGAAAGGCUCUGGAGGAGGACGGCGUCAGCCACCGGGUGGCGGAGAAUGUUGCACGGAGCAACGACUGGCCGAGAGUCGACGGGAAGGGCGAUCCAAGCACGACCAUCUUCGGGCGGCAGAUCAAGAACACCAGCGUUCCCAAGUUCAAGGUGCUGAUGGUGUCUGGGUUUGUCAUUAUCAAUCUUCUAAACCUGUGCACGCUGCCGUUCCGGAACGCAGAGUCGACGCUCUCGUCGAUCUCGUCGAUCACGGGCGGUCUCGGUGGAGUGAUGGCGCCGCCGCCGGUCGACCCGUUCAAGGUUGCCUCCAACGGCCUGGACACCCUGCUUGCGUCAGCUAGGAAAGGUAACCGGGAAACGAUUGUGACGGUGCUGACGCCGAUCAAGUACGAGCUUGAGUAUCCGUCGGUGCACUACGCCCUUCCUUCGUCGCGACUGAACGGAGGCUCUGGACGCGACGCCGGCCAUGAUGCAUAUGACUAUGUGGGUGGCCGCAUGGUGGGCAGCAUUCUCAAGAGCCUGGAAGACCCUGUUCUCUCUAAGUGGAUCAUUGUGGCUCUGGCCAUGAGCGUGGCUCUCAACGGCUAUCUCUUCAAUGCAGCUCGGUGGGGCAUCAAGGACCCUAACAUUGCAUUCCAUCCCAUCGACCCACAGGAGUUAGCCCAGGCACAAAAGUUCAACGAGACGGAUUCGGCAACUCUGCCUCUGGGCGAAUUUGUGCCGCCCGGAACGCCGGUAAAGCCGAUGACACCCGCCCUGACGGACGACGAGGGCGACCAGCUGUCGAUGCGGCCACUAAAGAAAAAGGAGCCGAUGAGCAAGUCGCAGGCCCAGCUGGAUCUUCUCAAAGCGCAGUCGUCUCUGGUGACACAGCGCACGUCUGCCGAACUGGACAAGAUGCUCAAGGAACAGCGCGCACACGAGCUAACGGAUGCGGAGCUGGUUUUGCUCUCGCUGCGAGGCAAGAUUCCUGGAUAUGCGCUGGAGAAGACGUUGAAGGAUUUUACACGAGCAGUCAAGAUCCGACGGUCGAUCAUCGCACGCACAAAGGCAACGGAGGAACUCACCGGGCUUCUCGACGAAUCGGACCUCCCGUACGACGGCUACAACUGGGCACAGGUGUUUGGGCAGUGCUGCGAGAACGUGAUUGGGUACAUGCCGAUCCCGGUUGGUGUGGCCGGCCCGCUCGUGAUUGACGGCAAGAGCUAUUUCAUCCCGAUGGCAACGACAGAGGGCGUGCUGGUUGCCAGUACCAGCCGCGGCUGCAAGGCGAUCAACGCGGGUGGCGGUGCAGUAACGGUGCUGACGGCGGACGGGAUGACGCGCGGGCCUUGCCUAAGCUUCGAGACGGUAGAGCGUGCGGGAGCGGCCAAGAUCUGGCUGGACUCGGAGGACGGACAGACGACGAUGCGCAAGGCGUUUAACUCGACCAGCCGAUUCGCACGACUGUCGGAAAUGAAGACGGCACUGGCAGGCACGAACCUGUACGUGCGGUUCAAGACGACGACGGGCGAUGCGAUGGGCAUGAACAUGAUUUCGAAGGGGGUGGAACACGCGCUGAAUGUGAUGCGGAAUGAGUCGGGCUUUGAGGACAUGAACAUUGUGUCGCUGAGUGGCAACUACUGCAUCGACAAGAAGGCGGCAGCGAUCAACUGGAUCGACGGACGUGGCAAGAGCGUGGUGGCCGAGGCGAUUAUCCCGGCGGAGGUUGUGAAGAGCGUGCUGAAGAGCGACGUGGACUCGCUGGUGGAGCUGAACAUUUCAAAGAACCUGAUCGGAUCGGCGAUGGCGGGAGCGAUUGGUGGAUUCAACGCGCACGCAGCGAACAUUGUGGCGGCGAUCUACAUUGCGACGGGCCAGGACCCGGCACAGGUUGUGGAGAGCGCCAAUUGCAUCACGAUCAUGAAGAAUCUUCGCGGCUCUCUGCAAAUCUCGGUGUCGAUGCCUUCAAUCGAGGUGGGCACACUUGGAGGCGGCACAAUUUUGGAGCCGCAGGGAGCGAUGCUCGACAUGCUCGGCGUACGUGGACCUCACCCGACGAACCCAGGCGAAAAUGCGCGACGGUUGGCGCGCGUGAUUGCAGCGGCCACGUUAGCAGGCGAGCUGUCUCUCUGCUCUGCGCUGGCAGCCGGCCAUUUGGUCAAGGCGCACAUGGCUCACAACCGGUCGCAGCCACCGACACGGACGACGACUCCGGCUCCCUCGGGGACGGUGACGCCGGCCUUGUCGAUGACGAACAUGGCGAGCGUGGUGGCGCCCAGUGCGGCCGCAGUUGAGCGGUCGAGGCGAUAA
Molecule: messenger RNA, 3642 nt
Organism: Grosmannia clavigera kw1407
Lineage: Eukaryota; Fungi; Ascomycota; Sordariomycetes; Ophiostomatales; Ophiostomataceae
Product: hmg-reductase
Exons: 2
Coding region: 1-3642 (1213 amino acids)
Biological process (GO): ergosterol biosynthetic process; isoprenoid biosynthetic process; coenzyme A metabolic process
Cellular component (GO): peroxisomal membrane; endoplasmic reticulum membrane
Molecular function (GO): hydroxymethylglutaryl-CoA reductase (NADPH) activity; protein binding
Source: RefSeq, a predicted model, not a curated record